Molecule: messenger RNA, 1534 nt
Organism: Tarenaya hassleriana
Lineage: Eukaryota; Viridiplantae; Streptophyta; Magnoliopsida; Brassicales; Cleomaceae
Product: WAT1-related protein At4g19185
Exons: 7
Coding region: 120-1307 (395 amino acids)
Cellular component (GO): plasma membrane
Molecular function (GO): transmembrane transporter activity
Source: RefSeq, a predicted model, not a curated record
AAGAGAGAGAAAAAAAAAGAGAACAGAUUUUGUCCUUUUUUUUUUGGUUAAAAACAAGGUUUUGUUCUUAAGUUAUCUAAUCUUCCGUCUCUUUCACAGAUAACGAGAGAUCGGAGAUUAUGGCGUCGCCGGUGAUCCUCAAUGGCGGAGGCGUGGCGGAGAGGCACGCAAGUGUGGCGCAUGCCUCCAUGGCCAUGGUUCAGCUCUUCUAUGGAGGGUACCAUGUAAUUACCAAAGUAGCCCUCAACGUUGGGGUCAACCAGCUCGUCUUCUGUGUCUGUCGUGAUCUCAUAGCUCUCUCUAUCCUCGCGCCUCUCGCUUACGUCCGAGAAAAACGAAUUAGAACUCCUAUAAACAGACACCUCCUCUUAUCAUUCUUGUUUCUGGGCUUAACAGGGAUAUUUGGCAACCAAUUAUUAUUUCUUAUCGGUCUAACAUACACAAAUCCAACUUAUGCCGCUGCCAUACAGCCAUCUAUCCCUGUAUUUACCUUUGUCUUGGCCAUGAUAAUGGGUACAGAAAGGGUGAAUUUGUUCAGAAUCGAAGGUCAAACUAAAGUGGGAGGUAUUCUUGUGUGUGUUUCUGGUGCCAUAUUGAUGGUUCUAUUCCGGGGUCCAGCCUUGUUUGGAGAUACGGAUAUGGACUUUGCAGUGAACAGUGAAAUAAGUGCUAAAGGUCAGCCGGAGCCUACAGGGUGGUUAGUCUCUAGCUUUCUCAAUCUUGGUCUUGAGCAAUGGCACAUUGGAGUUGUAUGCUUGAUUGGAAACUGCAUGUGCAUGGCUGCUUUUCUUGCCAUCCAGGCACCAAUUUUGAAGAGGUAUCCUGCCAACCUUACUGUUACGGCGUAUUCGUACUUCUUCGGUGCAUUAUUGAUGGUCGCCACAGCUUUCUUUAUGGUUAACGAACCAACAGAUUGGAAUCUGACUCAAUCUGAGAUUCUUGCAGUUAUAUAUGCGGGAGUUGUUGCUUCAGCAUUAAACUAUGCAGUCCUGACUUGGUGCAAUAAAAUUCUGGGACCUGCUUUGGUAUCUCUCUACAACCCUCUUCAGCCCGCGGCAUCUGCCUUCCUAUCAAGAGUUUUCCUUGGGAGCCCUAUUUAUUUGGGAAGCAUACUCGGUGGUUUCUUCAUCAUAUCCGGGCUGUAUAUGGUCACAUGGGCGUCUUAUAGAGAACGAAGAACAGCUCCCGGGACUGCUCCUCAUGUCACAAGGACCUCGGAACCUCUGAUUUACCGAGAUGGGACAGGGAGUCGGAUAGGACAGAUGUUUUCUGGAUUGUCAAGUUCUUCUGUGAAAUCUGCAGACUAAGCAUACGGCAAAGAUUCUGCCUUCAGACCACAACCAUACAACAGCUUUUUAACAUUACAGUCAGACCGUAUGUUUCUUUCAUCUCUCUUUUCUUCAAUCUUUGAACUGAAAUAGUUUUAUUUGUUGCCAAUGGGUACACUGUAUUGUCCUCCUCCAAUUUUAUUGAUGAGAGCAAAUUGUUUUUGUAUCUUGACAUGGGAAUUGAAGAGAUUACUAGAUUUAGGAUC